Messenger RNA from Lolium rigidum, 1312 nucleotides. RefSeq lists its product as uncharacterized. NCBI's taxonomy places the organism in Eukaryota, Viridiplantae, Streptophyta, Magnoliopsida, Poales, Poaceae. The coding region runs from base 66 to 980 and encodes 304 amino acids. The record is from RefSeq and is a predicted model, not a curated record. The transcript has 2 exons.
AUCUACCCUCUGCUCUUAGAGGCCCAGUCGGUUGUUCCUCACCAUUCAUUCUCGCAACUACCACCAUGCCGCCCGUCGUUGAGCUUCGCUUGGAAUUUGACAAUGAAGGCGCGGUCUACUUCGCGCCGCGGGUCAUCGAGAUACUCAAUUCGACGCUGCCCGUCGACGGAGCAAAGACGCCCGUCGAAGCCGCCGCCGCACUUGAUGCCCUGUUCGAUGAGAACUACUCCGCAGAAGCCGAUGAUAGCGCAGAGGGUUUCCUGUGGUGGUUCUGGACCUUGAUGCACGACCUGUCGCGCCAAGUGCCACACAACAGCCCGGAGGCUGAGAGGCUGGCGAGCACGCUUAAGGCGCUGCACGAUCUGCCAACCAAAUCCGUGAAGCUCGGCAAGUCAUGGGGCGGUGGAACCCUGGAGCAGUGGCGAGACAUGCCCUUUUUCGGCCCCUCCUACCGCGAGGCCCUCGACGAUGACCCCGGAGCAGCAGAUGAAGAAGGCAGGAAGCAGCGGUUCGUGAACCUGCAGAGUUACGCGGCGAGAGCGGCGGGUCUGGGAGUCAUCGAGGUGGAGGGAUGGUGCUUGUGGGCGCUGUGGACGCUGGUCGAGGCGCUCGAGGGCUCCAUGACGCCGGUCAGAGGUGCUCCGGAUGAGAUCAACGACGAUCCAGCUGCUGUGCAGGGCUACAUGGUGAAGAGCGCCGCGGCAUGGAUCAUCUUCGCCGGCAAUCGUCUGUAUGGACGAGACGAGGAGGUCGUUGGUGCCUCAGCCGGUCCACUCUGGAGACUCUGCAAGGAGGAAGCAGUCAAGUCGAAGAGGAAGACGAAAGGAACAGAUGGGUUUUGCCCGGAGCGCUGGAAUCUGUGGAAGCAGAGGUUCGCUCGGAUAAGGGACACGGAGAAAUUAGAGGCAGAUGUUCGGAGCGAGGCGGGCUGUGCGGUCACUGCAAUGGAGGCGGCGGAGAAAUUUCAUACUCCUAGCUAGGGAGUAAACUGGAAAGGUCAAACACGGAUGAAGAAAUGUCAGCAAAUGCCUCUGAUGCUUGCUCGUUGGUACUAUAGUAUAUUGCGAUAAAAAUACCAGCGUCAUGUCGAAAUUGUCAAAUAAGAAUAGUAUCUGCUCGGCAAAACUUACAUACAUGUAAGCGAGUUCUAAGUAAAUGAGGAAAGGCAGCGGAUGCGUAUUUACUUUUGACGAAUGCGCGUUGAGUCUCUUGUGUCAGAGUUAAGUUAGCGGACUUAGGGUACAUUGGUUUAGACAAUUUGGGUUUGUAUAAUUACUCCAUGUCAUAUGCGUAGUAUAAAUAAUGAUAUAUA